This is a messenger RNA of Sitodiplosis mosellana (orange wheat blossom midge), 1236 nucleotides long. RefSeq names its product tetratricopeptide repeat protein 1 (gene Ttc1). NCBI's taxonomy places the organism in Eukaryota, Metazoa, Arthropoda, Insecta, Diptera, Cecidomyiidae. Gene Ontology annotation, molecular function: protein binding. The transcript is spliced from 3 exons. Bases 160 to 906 code for a protein of 248 amino acids. The record is from RefSeq and is a predicted model, not a curated record.
UAAGCUGUUAGAUGGUGCUCGCAACAGCUCACAAUGUCACUGUCACCAAACACAUCGAAUAAAGUAGACAAUAGCUCACUUGUUGUGUAUUUUAAGGUAGAAAAGAAAGAAUUUCAUAGGUUUUGUACAGUAAUUUCUAAGAAAUAGCAGUCCAAAAUUAUGGCAUCCCCACAGAAUGAGCUCGAUGUCAAACAACCAUUGGAUGACACAUCAGACAAUGAAUUUCAUGAUGCCGAAGACAAUGACAAAGAAGCGUUGGAAGAAAAAUUCUCGGAUGCUCUGGAUUUAAAUGAACCAAUCGAAUCUGAAAAAGAACCCGAAGAAGAACCGGAACCAGAGCUCAGCGAAGAAGAAUUGCAGGCGAAUAAAGAAAAGGCUGAAAGUUUGAAACAAGAAGGCAAUUCCGCAUUCAAGAAUGCUGAAUAUGAAAAGUCAAUCGAUUUGUACACCGAAGCAUUAGCUAUUUGUCCAAAGAAAUGCACCGUCGAACGGGCCAUUCUGUUUAACAACCGUGCAGCAGCCCAUAAACAUCUCGGUGCACAAAGUGUUGCCAUUGAAGAUUGUACAAAGGCCAUCGAAAAUAAUCCCAACUAUAUCAAGGCGUACGCAAGACGAGCGACUCUCUAUGAAGAAACCGAUAAGUUGGACGAAUGCAUGGCCGACUACAACAAAAUUCUUGAGCUUGACCCAAGUAGCGUUGAGGCCAAAACACAUGUGACCCGUUUGCAACCGAUUGUUCACGAACGCAAUGAACGGCUCAAGGAAGAAAUGAUGGGAAAACUCAAAGACUUGGGCAAUAUGAUACUCAAACCAUUCGGAUUGUCAACGAACAAUUUCCAACUUCAACAAGAUCCAAACACUGGCUCUUAUUCCGUGAAUUUCCAACAAAAUCCACCACGUUCAUAGUCUCUAGCCAAUUUGCAUUCGCCUUUAUUUUGUAAAUUAAAUGAAGAUUUUAUCGAAAAAUAUCGAAAUAGACCAAUUUCUAUUCAGAUUUAACUCAUUUGGCUCUUUUUUGUAGUGGACGUGAUAAAAAAUAAGAAAUUCAUCAAUUAUUCUUAAGAAUUGGUUGCAAUAAAUGGUGCCACAAAGUACAAAACAAAUCUAUAUUUUUGAUGUCGAAUACUGGAAAAAAGAAUUUUUUUUCACAUAAACCAGAAAUAAUUGCAUUUAUCACCUUGAUGUACUCAUCGCAUGGUUUGCUAGCGAUUAAAUUGUAUUUUUUUUUGCAAUCAA